Molecule: messenger RNA, 2811 nt
Organism: Rhipicephalus sanguineus (brown dog tick)
Lineage: Eukaryota; Metazoa; Arthropoda; Arachnida; Ixodida; Ixodidae
Product: E1A-binding protein p400
Exons: 14
Coding region: 785-2599 (604 amino acids)
Source: RefSeq, a predicted model, not a curated record
UUCCCAUGCUGCUGGGGUAGGCGGGACCAAUUAUCAUGGGAGAUCGCGAGCUGUACGUGACGUCACCAACUCGUGCGACCAAUAGCAGUUUAGGUUUUUCGUCGCAGAAAGUUGGCCAGGCGGACGCUCAAGAAGGAAAGAGGUUCUUGCGUUUUUCUGGGGGUGCGACGCCGCCAACGUUGGUUGCCGCGCGUUGGAUCGUCGACUGCCCGUUCAUCGCAGAUCGUUUCGCGAAAACCUCGGUGCCAUCACUGUGGCUCGUGUGUGUGAACACUGUGUGGUGGUAGAUCGGCGAGACGCAUUUUUCGGCUUUGGAUAACUGGCACGAAGGGAGCAGCGACCACUUGGAUCUAACGGCGACUUGUGCAGCCUCGCACCACCAUUUCGGAUACUUGAACGCAACGAGGUGGGAUAAACCUACACGCCAGCGCAUCGGAAUCCUUCUUCCGGAUAAUCACAACGGAGCGGCGGAGUUCCGUCCUCGCGUCCAGCGCUGCUUCAUAAACAACAGUGCUGUUGAAUUCGACGUUGGCGUCCCAGGGACAUCCCGCCAACUACACUACGAACAUCGCCGAAGCGCACGCCCCAAAACCCCGCACCACUCCACUAUACCAGUGCAGCGGGAUAGCGUGUGCCGCAUCGAAAAAAGGACGAGAAGAGAAGGAGAGAGACAAAGAAAGGGGCAAGCUUCCGAGGACACCGCCAGGAGGAUUAUGAGCCAACAGCCUGAUUGUGUGGAGAUGAUGAAUUAGUGAGGAGAAGUGUGGGCCUGCUGCACCCAAACAUGGUUUCCACACAGACUGCAAUGCCACCGCCUGCACCGCCACCUGCCGUGAGCUCACCCAUGAACGUCCAGCAGCAACAGCAACAAAACCAGCAGCCGCAGCAGGUUGUGGUCAGCUCGCAGCAGACAUUGGCAUCGCCCACUUCCGUGACCGUGACCCAGGUUCCCAACCAGGUCACCAUGACCACAAGUGCCCAUUUGCAGCCGCAGCAACCGCAGUCGCCCAUCGGUGGCCCCAUGCCCCCGCACUCGUCUACGUGCACAGUCAUCCCUCAACAGGCCAUUCAGAGCAUGACCCAGUCGCAGUUGCAGCCCGUAAGUGGCUACUGUGCGCCACCGUAUUGUGCACGAAGUCACUAUCCUGUGCAGGUGAUACAGCAGUCACUGCCAAACCACUACCUGCCACAGCUGUACUCACAGCAGCAGAUGCUGUUGCCAGGCAACCUGGCCAUCCAGCAACACAGCAUGGGAGCCCUGCAGGGCCUCAACUUGCAGCUGCAGAGCAAGGCCCACGUGGACCCCACAAAGCAGGGAGGGGCAGGGGGACCGCAUGGGACGACCACUAUCAUUCCAGCUGUGUCCAUCGCAAGCGUCAACCCAGGUGGCAAGGGUGUGACCAUCAGCAGCGCACCGACGCUGGUGACCACCAAUUGCCACAUGAUGGGCACUGCAGGCAAGACCUGCCUCCCCACAGGCCAGAUGAUCCACAAGGGCACCACGGUCAUGGGCCACGGCGGCUACCAACUGCCGUCGACCAGCACAAGCCAGCAGACGCUGGUCAUCAACCCCCUCGGACUCAUCUCGGGCCAGAGCAUCCUCCCAGCGGCCACUCAAGCCAAGCAGAUGGACGCUAACAAGGCCAAGCCUUUCAUGGUAAAGCAUGCUUCCUUGAUGUCCCAGAAGGUACCCCCUACCUCUUACGCUCAGGUGAUGAGUCAGCAGACGCCACUACAGCCAAAAGCACCGCUAAUGGCUAACACAGUAAAUGCCCACGGAUCGGGCCAGAUGGCCACCGCUCAAGUGAUCAACACCAACCAGUUCAAGCAGCUUUCCCAGAACAACCCACAAAUCAUCUCUAGCCAGCAGCCCACCGUCAUCAGCCAAGCACAGCUUCUAGGCUCGCUGCAAGCUCUCAACGCCACGUUUCCGCACGGCAUAACGUGGGCGCAGCCGGGCCAACUGCAGAGCCCGACCCUGCUCACCCAGAACCCCAUUUACAUCCGGAGCCAGCAGUCGGACGUCUUCCUGCAGCAGGCCCCCCAGCAGGCCCUUCACGCGCUACCCGUGGCCACUGCUCAGCCCACUGUAGCCCAGGCACAGCCCCAAGCACAACCCCAGGCCCCCCAGCAGCCUACUGUGGCACUGGCUGCCGCCCCUCCCGCGCAGCAGCCACAGCCGAUCCAGCAGCAGCCGCCCAAGCCCAAACAGGUUCGUCCAGCCAGCUCAGUUGCUACUCAGACUGCCACCUCAACUUCUGUUACCGUCAACUCUCAUGUCCUCCCGGCACGAACGCAGGCCAAGCCAAGGAUCAGAGCCCAGACAAACCGUACUUCCCCAGGUCCCUGGACAGCAGCAGAACAUGAUCUCACACUCAAACUGCAAACACACAGACACAGACUUUUGCUGUGCCAUCUCCGCAGCAGCAGACACGGCACAGCAACAACAGCAGCAGCAGCAGCAGCAACACCAUCAUCACCAGCAUCAGCAGAACCUCCAGCACCCGCACACCCAGCACACUCACCAGCACGCCAACACUCAAUUUCAGCAACAGAUUCAUCAGCAGAUACACCAGCAUCAGCAGCAACAAAAAGCUGAUGCAGCCAAUCAGACAGCAGUCGCCCAACAACAGCAACAGCAGCAUCAACAGCAGCCAGCAGCAGCAAGCACAGCAGCAAGCACAACAACAAGCUCAGCAGCAAGCACAACAGCAAGCACAGCAGCAAGCGCAACAACAAGCUCAGCAGCAAGCACAACAGCAAGCUCAGCAGCAAGCUCAACACCAGGCUCAGCAGCAAGCACAGCAGCAA